CCGAUGCACACUCGCAUUCUUCAGGAGGGUGCCGACUAGAGUGCACUGCCGUUCGUCGACUUCAUACCUCCGACUCCGACGAUAUGCCGGCGAGGGAGCAAGGGACGGCGGCGAAGGUGCUGAAGCUGAGCAACGGGCACGACAUGCCGGCCGUGGGGCUAGGCGUCUGGCGGAUGGACGCCCCCGCCAUCCGCGGCCUCAUCCACUCCGCCAUCCGCGCCGGCUACCGCCACUUCGACUGCGCCGCUAAAUAUCAAAACGAGGCUGAAGUUGGGGAUGCACUUGCGGAGGCAUUUGAAAUUGGGCUUAUCAAGAGGGAGGACCUAUUCAUCACAACCAAGUUGUGGAACUCAGAUCAUGGUCAUGUGGUCGAAGCAUGCAAGGAUAGCCUGAAGAAGCUGCAAUUGGAUUAUCUAGAUCUCUACCUUAUUCACUUCCCCGUAGCUACUAAGCAUACUGGGAUUGGCAAAACAGCCAGUGCUCUUGGCGAUGAUGGUGUGCUUGAUAUCAAUACCACUAUCUCCUUGGAGACAACAUGGCAUGGAAUGGAAGAUCUUGUUUCCAUGGGACUGGUUCGUAGCAUCGGAAUUAGCAACUACAACAUCCUCCUCACCCGAGACUGCUUGGCCUACGCCAAGAUAAAGCCUUCGGUGAACCAAAUCGAGACACACCCUUACUUCCAGCGUGACUCUCUUGUGAAGUUCUGCCAGAAGCAUGGAAUCUGCGUCACCGCACAUACCCCCCUGGGCGGCUCCACUGCCAACACCGAGUUGUUCGGCUCCGUCUCAUGCCUCGACGACCCUGUCAUCAAGUCCCUGGCCGAGAAAUACGGCAAGACGCCGGCGCAGCUGGUCCUCCGUUGGGGCCUCCAGAGGAACACGGUGGUCAUCCCCAAGACCUCUAAGGUAGAGAGGCUGCAGGAGAACUUGGCCGUCGUCGACUUCGACAUCUCCAGCGAGGACAUGGAGAAGAUCAAAGCCCUUGACCGCAACUACCGCACCAACCAGCCGGCCAAGUUCUGGGGCAUCGACAUCUACGCUUGAUUCCACUGCAUGAUUUCCUCCCCGGACAGUACAAUUAAUAAUGUUAGAGCUUAUCAUUAGCUCAAAUGAACCUGAGUUGCAGAUGAUGAAUUUGGAACAUAAUUAAUCAGUUCGUCAUUCUAUUCGUACCGAACCAUGUCCGAUUCAUUCCUCAAAUAUCUUUAGGAAAGGUAUACGUGGCUGAACUCCAUUCAAUAA
Molecule: messenger RNA, 1241 nt
Organism: Triticum dicoccoides
Lineage: Eukaryota; Viridiplantae; Streptophyta; Magnoliopsida; Poales; Poaceae
Product: NADP-dependent D-sorbitol-6-phosphate dehydrogenase-like
Exons: 6
Coding region: 84-1043 (319 amino acids)
Molecular function (GO): aldose-6-phosphate reductase (NADPH) activity
Source: RefSeq, a predicted model, not a curated record